This is a messenger RNA of Vanessa tameamea, 898 nucleotides long. RefSeq lists its product as uncharacterized. The record is from RefSeq and is a predicted model, not a curated record. The transcript has 3 exons. The coding region runs from base 64 to 771 and encodes 235 amino acids. Lineage: Eukaryota; Metazoa; Arthropoda; Insecta; Lepidoptera; Nymphalidae. Gene Ontology annotation, cellular component: membrane.
CGCUUGAAAACUAUGGCACAGUCUUUUUUAUUGUACCAUCCUGUAAACAUCUAAGUAUUCAAAAUGAUCAAGAAGUUAUUUCCCUUAGUAUUCCUUGUUGUAGUGGUGGCAGCGGACGACUUCGGGAUGAAAUACGUGAUGAGGAUAUACGAAGACUGUCAGAGGACGGACGGGAUAAUGCCCUGUUUGAAGAAGAAGGCUAUCCUGUUCUUUGAUAGGGCGGCUAGGAUGGAAGCCAUACCUUUGGUCGCUGGUGUGGAUAUUGUGAAGACGUCUGAUAUGGAAGUCGUGCCGGUUAGUGAGAAUGAUAUCGACGCAAACCUGCCACGAAACAUAGACAGCAAGGACGAAGCUUUGACGGAUAUGUUAUGGAACAGAAUAGCGACUUUCGCGAAUUCAAGAACAAUACAGCUGUCACUCCCGAAAAUGUCAGGCGAGGAGCUAAACAAGGGCGUGGAAGAAGGGCGAGGUAAGAUGAAGAAAAUGAUGGGGAUGAUGAUGAUGGGUGCAGCGAUGAAGAUGGCAGCGAUGAUUCCUCUCGCAAUCGCUGGACUCUUCAUUCUGGCGGGGAAGGCACUGAUAGUAUCAAAGAUCGCUUUACUUCUAGCUGGAAUCAUAGCGUUGAAAAAGAUCAUUGCUCAGAAGAACGGUGGUGGUGGCGGCGGUCACGAGAGCCACGGGUGGUCAUCCGGAGGUGGUAGCAGCGGGGGAUGGGACCGUAGAUCGUAUGACGCAUCCGACUUAGCGUACUCAGGGUACAAGAAAGAUUAAACAGACAAAAGCUAAAGUUAAGAGUUAAGUAAUGAACGACUUCCAUUAUUAAUAGUGUAACUAUAUAUUUUAGCUUUAUAAUUAUUACGUAAAUUUACACACGCGGUGAUUUUUAUAUAAAAAUGUG